UCCACACUACACGAAAUGGGGGCAAAGCACCAGCGCGGCGGAAACAGUACCGCGGCACAGACUGCGCCAUCACCACCAGUCCAUCUCGCCCCAAAGCCCAGAGGCUCCUCCACUCGCCUUUCCCCUCCCCUCCGCCGCCGCCUCCUCUCCCUCGGCGCAGCAUCGCCCCCUCGAUCCCGCGCUCCCCCGGCCAGUUCGCGGUCUCCCGCCGCGAUUCCGCGCGGUGGGACGGCCGAUCCGGCCGGGCCCUGUUCGUGUGGUGUGGGCACGUAGCUCGCUCGGAUUCGCGGGGAGAAUCGGCGGCCGGAUCGUACGAUGGGCAGUGAUCUUCUACUGGAUAGUGUGGUAUUGUGCUGAAAUCACCGCGGACUCUCUUUUGUGACUGUCUCUGAUACUGAUUGGUGUAUUGGGCCUCUUCUUCUUCAUCAUCAAUGGGCAUUGUGAAGGUUGCAAGUGGUGCGCCUAUAGCGAAGAGUGGUUACAGCCGUGAAAAUGAGGACCUUACACAAGAGGAGAGAUUACUGCUUGAGAGCUUUCCUAGUCAAGGUUCUGCCGAUGACUGCGAACAUGCGGAGGUCGAUUGUGAGCUUGCAAUGUCUGGAGGCCAGUUGUGCAAUGUGCCUUAUGGGCUUUAUGAUCUGCCUGGGUUAAAUGACAUACUGUCUCUGGAGACGUGGAACUCAUGUCUAACAGAAGACGAUAGAUUCCGUCUAGCAGCAUACCUCCCGGACAUGGACCAACAUGACUUCUUUACGACAAUGACGGAGCUCUUGAGUGGCAGUGCUAUGUUCUUUGGGAGUCCACUUAGAGGGUUUUUUGACAGAUUGAACGGUGGAUUUUAUUCUCCAGAAGUUUCUCGGGCACGAGAAUUACUGAUGAACUUUCAGAGACGAAGGUAUUAUCAUUUUCUGAAGUUGUAUCAUGAUGGCAUUGUUUGGAAGUUUGCGUGCAUGGACAAGCUGUGGAGAAGAAAUCUUGUGGAUACUAGUCUUGAGGAGAAGAUUCACAUUUGGCACAACUGGAUACAAGAGAAGCUUCUCACAUUUGCAGAUCCAAACAGUUCUCCUUUGAAUGCAAGACUAUCAAAUAUUGGUGAGGUUGAAGCUGCCAGUUUUGCACCAUUGAAGCGAGCUAAACUUAUAGAAGGGACAUCAAGUACCAAUUGGUCAGCCAAAUACAAGGAGAUAGUCCAUGGAGCAAAAUCAGUGGAAAUUAGCUCAUUGAAUAGUCACAUUUUUCACCUUCGAGAUGUGCCCGGUGAAAAAUGUACCAAACCACCAAAAGUCGUGCUUAAAGCAAAUGCCGACAGUGAUUCCUUUGCUCAUGGCAAUGCAGGAAUACAUCAUACACCAGGACUGAUCCCACUCGCUCAGCUGGGAGUGCAGGUCUCCACCUUUUCUCCUUAUGCUUUUUCACAGCAUGUACAUAAUUUUUCUGUGAAUCCAUCUUAUCCUUUAUACAUAAACACAAGGAGAAGUUCUUUAGGCAGUUCAAGCUCAAAAGCCUGGCAGUCGGAGGGUGCACUAGAAACUUACCCUAUCUUGGUCAAAAGCCCAUUUGGAGUCCAGCAUGCUGUUUUAGAGGAUCUCAAAACAGGCAACCAUUCUGCAGCGUUGAGUGGGUAUCAGUCAGCAGCUAAACCUAUCACAGCAUAUUCAGAUGAAGGAAACGACACAAGAGAAUCCCUCCAUGAGAAGAACCUUUUGAAGAACUUUGGUCGGCCGGGUGCCAUGGUUCCUGAAAGUUCUCCUGGUCUGUAUGUGAGAACCGCCAUUGGCCACGAGACGAACGGAUUGAUGAAAAUGUCCAACCCAGGAAAUGCUGACAUUAUUUCUGAGAUGCUUACCCUUGGUGCAAGCACAAACCCACCUUAUAACUUCCCGAUGCAGUCUGAAACAGUGCUCAAACAGCAUCAUGAUGGACUGAAGACGAAGGCACCUCCUUUCAUGAACUCUGCUACAAGAGUUGAAGGACAUAGAUUCCCUUACACAUACACAAGGAGGAAGCCACACAGGGCGGUCGACCUCGUGGAUCCUGUUGAGACGCCGACCAUGGUGGGUUCAGAGACAGCGAGUGGGCUGGCUAGCAUGGCAAAUGUAAAGGCGAAGGGCAUCAAACUUUGAAGUUUGCGAGCAACAAACAAGGAGAUCUGAUUAUAGAGAUGGGGAGUUGGCUUAGCAUCUAGCUAACAUAGUAAAUAAGGGGAAUGUUUUGCUUUCGGUUGCGAAGUCGAAUUGGCUGAAGCCUCCCUUUGUUACAGUAUCAUUCGGUAUCUCAAUAGAACAAGUAGUUAACAAUCCUGUUAGAUGAAAUAUGCAAAGCAGUCGAGUCUCACACCUAAUUAUUUUCCAAUGACUCUUUGCUGCAAUUAUAUAGUAAAUUCUUACGGGCUUCA
Molecule: messenger RNA, 2395 nt
Organism: Aegilops tauschii subsp. strangulata
Lineage: Eukaryota; Viridiplantae; Streptophyta; Magnoliopsida; Poales; Poaceae
Cellular component (GO): Ino80 complex
Source: RefSeq, a predicted model, not a curated record